GGGCAGUCUCAUUUAUUUUUAACAGACUUCCCGUAAGCACCUCUACUCCUUUUCUGGCUAUAGAGGUGUUCUCUGGGGUGUCACAUUCGAGGACAUCUAGAUAGGCACCUGCAAUUCAUCCCUUCUAGACCCCUGACUGUGAGCAGAGGAGGGCCCAAAGAGGGCCAGGGACUUGCUCAGGUGGCAGGUUGCCAGAGGAGGCUUGGAACACAGAGAAGAGAGGGAGAGGGCUUUCUCUAGUGGAUGUUUUGCUGUUGGACAGAAAGGUGGUGAGCCCUGAGGAAGGCACAACUCAGCCCGGAAGCUCUGCGACAGAACUGGGAAAGGGGGGCUGUUACCUCCGCCUCCGCGCCCUGGGUCCCUGCUGCAGCUCUGGCUUGUGUCAGCGCGGUGGUCCUCAUCCAGCUCCCCAUCUCUGCCCCCGGCCUAACCCCGCCCCCCGGGCUCUCAUUGGCCUGCACCCCACCCCCCGCCUGCGAGGUCUGCCGGGGAGGCGGUGGUCUAUCGCCUCCCUCGGCCCCGGGCCUGGCUGCGCAGCAGAGGCGGCGCCUCUCCCGCAGGACAGAGCCGGUCGAGUGGCACAGGGUGGGCUAAAGGAGACGAGGGACGCCUCGCUCCGAUUCCCGACUGCGACUGGCUGCGACUUUGGAGCAGCGCGGUCCCUUGUGCAGUACGCACACACCGCGGCGCAGGGACACACAGACUUGGCUGCUCGCGGCCACACGCACCGAGAGACCAGGCUCGGCGCGCGCUCCGCGGCGCACACGCUCCAGCCAGUGCGGCUCUGGGCGCGGAUUCGCGGGUUGCGCGUCCUCCUGCACCUUCAGCCCCUGCGCCCAGCAGUCCCGACCAGCCCCGAGGCCAUCAGCGCUGCAUGCACAGUGGAGGGUGGUGACUGACUCCCCAAGGCUGGGAGCAACAGCCAGAGACAGUGGCUGGGAAGCACCAUGGCCAGAACCCUGCAGCUCUCCCUGACUGCUCUCCUCCUGCUGCCUAUGGCUAUUGCUAUGCACUCUGACUGCAUCUUCAAGAAGGAGCAAGCCAUGUGCCUGGAGAGGAUCCAGAGGGCCAACGACCUGAUGGGCCUAAAUGAGUCUUCCCCAGGUUGCCCUGGCAUGUGGGACAAUAUCACAUGUUGGAAGCCUGCUCAAAUAGGUGAGAUGGUCCUUGUGAGCUGCCCUGAGGUCUUCCGGAUCUUCAACCCGGACCAAGUCUGGAUGACAGAAACCAUAGGGGAUUCUGGCUUUGCUGAUAGUAAUUCCUUGGAGAUCACAGACAUGGGGGUCGUGGGCCGGAACUGCACUGAGGAUGGCUGGUCGGAGCCCUUCCCCCAUUACUUCGAUGCUUGUGGGUUUGAUGACUAUGAGCCCGAGUCUGGGGAUCAGGAUUAUUACUACCUGUCGGUGAAGGCCCUCUACACAGUCGGCUACAGCACCUCCCUCGUCACCCUCACCACUGCCAUGGUCAUCUUGUGCCGCUUCCGGAAGCUGCACUGUACCCGUAACUUCAUCCACAUGAACCUGUUUGUAUCCUUCAUGCUGAGAGCUAUCUCUGUCUUCAUCAAAGACUGGAUCUUGUAUGCCGAGCAGGACAGCAGUCAUUGCUUCGUUUCCACCGUGGAAUGCAAAGCUGUCAUGGUUUUCUUUCACUACUGCGUGGUGUCCAACUACUUCUGGCUGUUCAUUGAAGGCCUAUACCUCUUUACACUGCUGGUGGAGACCUUCUUCCCUGAGAGGAGAUAUUUCUACUGGUAUACCAUCAUUGGCUGGGGGACACCUACUGUGUGUGUAACUGUGUGGGCUGUGCUGAGGCUCUACUUUGAUGAUGCGGGAUGCUGGGAUAUGAAUGACAGCACAGCUCUGUGGUGGGUGAUCAAAGGCCCUGUAGUUGGCUCUAUAAUGGUUAACUUUGUGCUUUUCAUCGGCAUCAUCAUCAUCCUUGUGCAGAAGCUGCAGUCCCCAGACAUGGGAGGCAAUGAGUCGAGCAUCUACUUAACAAAUUUAAGACUGAGAGUCCCCAAGAAAGCCCGAGAGGACCCCCUGCCUGUGCCCUCAGACCAGCAUUCACCCCCUUUCCUCUGCGUGCAGAAAUGCUACUGCAAGCCACAGCGGGCUCAGCAGCACUCUUGCAAGAUGUCAGAACUAUCCACCAUUACUCUACGGCUGGCCCGCUCCACCCUGCUGCUCAUCCCACUCUUUGGAAUCCACUACACAGUAUUUGCCUUCUCUCCAGAGAACGUCAGCAAGAGGGAAAGACUUGUGUUUGAGCUUGGGCUGGGCUCCUUCCAGGGCUUUGUGGUGGCUGUACUCUACUGCUUCCUGAAUGGGGAGGUACAGGCAGAGAUUAAGAGGAAAUGGAGGAGCUGGAAGGUGAACCGUUACUUCACUAUGGACUUCAAGCACCGGCAUCCAUCCCUGGCCAGCAGUGGAGUGAACGGGGGCACCCAGCUGUCCAUCCUGAGCAAGAGCAGCUCCCAGCUCCGCAUGUCCAGCCUCCCGGCCGACAACUUGGCCACCUGAGCCCUGUCUCCCUUCUUCUUCUGCACAGGCUGGGGCUGCGGGCCAGUGCCUGCGCAUGUUUGUGCCUCUCCCCUCUCCUUGGGCAGGCCCUGGGUAGGAAGCUGGGCUCCUCCUCAAAGGGGAAGAGAGAGAUAGGGUAUAGGCUGAUAUUGCCCCUCCUGUUUGGGUCCCAUCUACUGUGGUCCACUGAGCCCAAUUUGAUAUGUAAAUACACCUCAAAUUUGGAAAGUUGCCCCAUCUCUCCCCCCCAACCCAUGCCCCUGCUCACCUCUGCCAGGUCCCAGCUUGACCUACUGGGUCAAGGCCAGCCUCGGUGAUGGCCUGAUCCCAGGUACAAGGCCUUGUGAACUGAGUUUGAAACAUGCCUGCUUUGGAGAGACUGGGGCAGUGAACACCCCAGCAGCCUUUCAGCAAAUUGGCUUUGGACAUGGACCCUUCUCAGCCUGUACCAAGUACUGCAGCUCAGUGUCAUGAGCAUCCUUUGGAGCAGGUCAACCUGAGGCUCCUUUGGCUUACAUCUAAGUUGUCCAGGUGCUCAGCUCCUGUGUGCCUGGAUGAUGAGAGGGCUCUAGGGCUCUUUCAGUCAGAGACUUACAUUGAGGUGGGGUGAGGGUCAGAGAAAGUUCUGGUGCUUUUCCUGUGCUCUAAGAGCUGAGAGCCAGAAAUGCAGAUUCAAUUUGGAAGGAGAUGGGAUAGCUGAAGAACUUACCACGUCCAUGACUGUGCCCUGACUCAAGACCGUAUCAUGUGGUGGCUUUAUUUCUACACUUCUUGCCCACCAUGGAUGGCCUGAAGAAGCUGUUCUCCAGCCACAACAACCACAGAAAGCCCCUCGCUCUCCCCUCUCUGUUUUCCCAUUAAUCAAAGCCAUGUCUAGAAUGGGCCAGCCACCUUGCAGUAAAAUCAAUGAGUUCUGAAGCAACCUUCAAUUUUCAUAAGCCAAGUCUUGGGUCCAGGGAACUCCACAGUGCUCCCACCCCCACCCCCUCUACUGAUUACAAGGAAUCCUACAUGCCAUCUUCAGCCUGGACUCAAUUACUAAACUCGGAUUUGUCUGCAAGACUUUCUCCACGUGCCCUUGACAUUGGAAUCACUUGUGGGGCCUCCUAGGGUGUUUGGAGGUGAUAUGGUGUCUAUCAUGUGCAUAGGCAGAAGCUGCUGGUAGAGGGAGUGGUGGCUUUCUAGUGCCCAUCUUGGCUCUCCAGCUGCAAGUUGCACAGCCAUAACCUAAGACUUUAAAAUAAGGCCACACCCAGAUUUGGGAAGGUAGAGGGGGAAAAAAAGUAGUGCCAUGGGGCCACGGGGCCCAGCUUAUUCCGUGUAGAUGCUUGUUUUUGUCCCUGCCUCCGAGGAACUUGUUCAUGAUUGUGCUCUGAACUGCAUGGGGAGUGUGGGGUGCUGCCUUGCUCGCUGUUAUAUUAAGUAGAAGGAGUUUUAGGAUAUUCGAGACAGUGCUUCUGGAGGAGCCAUUGGAAAGACUGGAGAAGAUUCUAAUGGAUAGGAUUUAGAGAUGUGUUCUGUGUUCUUGACCAGUGAAGUAUGCUCUUGGGUCUUUGGCAAAGCUGGAAAGAGAAAGGGCCUCCUUGUUCUUUCCCAGAAACAUUCAGUGGCUUGGACCAACCCCUGAGUAUAUACAUUGGCUCUUUCCCCCCUGUACCUUAUCUCUCCCCUCCAUCCCCUCCCCUGUUCUGAGAACCAGGUUAUCAGCCAAACAAGAAUCAGUUGAUCCCCUUGCACUUUGGACACUUCAAUGGAGCCUGAGCUGCUUAGAAGCCUUGGUUCAGGAUUCCAGCUGGGUUCAUGACUGUGAACACAAUGUGCCCUGUGCUGGGCCACAGCUUCCUUGUUUAUGAAGUGAGGUGGUUUCUAGUGCUUUUCCAGGUUCUGCCUUAGUUAAAAACUAAGGCAGGUAAACAGAGAUGAAUCCUUGUGAAAAGCAUCUAAGGGGUGUGUGUGUGUGUGUGUGUGUGUGUGUGUGUGUGUGUGUGUGUGCGUGCAUGUGUGUAUUAAGAGGGAUGACAUCCUGUUUAUUUUCCCAUUUGGAUGCCACAUGGUAUCCAAAGCUGGUAGAGCAGCUAUCAUGCCUCAGGCCAUGGACAUUUGAAUGGGAGCCUCAGGCAUGAUGUGCAGAAAUAGCCUUCUACACCAGGCAGGGACAGGUUGCCUGUGGCCCCCUCAAUCUGAGGUGCACCCCUUGGGCUAUGGACCCCAUUCCCUUGCCAUCACCCCCGCCAGUGGGUCUGCUUCACUGUGGAAGGAGAAACUGUGACUUUCUGGUUGCAUUACUGCAAAACAGCAAAAACCGAAUAACCCGAGCCCUGCUGCUUUCUGAGCCCUGGGCCUGUGUCCUCCUAGAACUUCCAGGUUCCCGUUGCUUUGUUUUUCUGUCUGAAGGAAUCUUUUUCUUAGUCUUGUGAGCAGAUGUACCUGAAGGAUUCUGCUGUUCCAUGAGGGUCUGGCUCUCAGGCUGUAGGCAGUGAUGGGGCAGCACAAGGCUGGAUAAAUCCCUUCCCUAUUGACCUUCUUACAUAGUGCAAGCAAUAAGACUUAUUGAUCUGUGUGUAUCCCAGUGUUCCUCUGGGGUUCUGUCUAAACACCAACCAUCUUCUCUUGGAAUGGGCCCCAGGCAAGGCUUGCAGCAAUAUAGCCUGGACCCAGAAAAGGGAAAACGAUAAGGAAAUUCUGUCUGGUAGGUGCAAAGGGCUUCAUGGAUUUGGAAACCUGGAGGCAGGAACAUAGCAGAUUUAAGGGGUACCCAGCUGUGGAAGGUCAUUCCUGAGAAGUGGGGGCUUGUUUUAUGAAACCUUAAAGGCCAAACGGACUGUCCCAUUUUGGGGAUCAGGACAUCCCUGUCCUUAUCUCCUGUCAUAGCUGUCCAACUGCAGGGUAAGGAGCAAGUUGUGAGGAAAGGUCCUCAGAACAUGGGAUUCCACAUGAGGAAUCCUUAGGCUGCCAGGAAGCCAGAGGGGUUUAGAGGUGCUCAGCUUUGAGCCCCAGUAUGCACUAUGCUUAAGCUCUGACGACUCUUGCGUGCAGCGAGGAGGUCCUCCCUGACAUGCUCAGCAUCCCGCAGUGAUUCCUCUCAUAGCUCUGGGAUGGGGCUUGGUUAGGGUGUCGUGAUGGAAAUAAACCUGAACCUGUUGCCCAGUACCAGGGCCUCUGCUGUUUGGUCUUCACUCUCUCUUCCUUGGAGGGAAAGCUACAAGAGACUCUCUUUUUAAUUCCUUGAGUACCCUUUGCCCCACUUCCAAGAGAGGACAGCAAGUCCCCUGACACUGCAAAUUUCAUUUGAGCCUAGGGAGCUGGGAAAACAGUUGGGCCUAGUCUGUUUUUGAAUUGCAUUGCAUUGAGUUGUACCGGUAUUGCACAGCCCUGCGUGUGAGCCAGAUGUAACACUCCAAGCAGCUGUGAAAUGCAAUGUUCCUUUUGCAGGAGUGGCUGUACCUGCAGAAAGCCCAGGGGUCCACAGUACAGUGCAGGAGAAGCAGCUGAGUUGGCCUGGUCUAAGGAUACCCCCUAGCAAACUUGGCCCUCUCCAUCUGUUCUGGGACUCUAUACUUCCCUAACCUGGAUCCCUGCUCUGCAAUGAGGUGGCCGUGGUUACACCAUCAUCUACCCUCUAGCUAGGGAUGAGGUGGAGGUAAAAUGCUCCCUGUGAGUUUGCAAGCUCUGAAAACAACACCGCUGUGUGCUCAUUCUUAGAGUGAAGACCCUGAAAGGUAUCCCUUUGCAGCCUGUCUCCUGUUUUGAGCCCUUUAGGGGUAACUCAUUUGUAAAACCACCAGCCUGAGCUCAAGGAUGAGGCCACAGGGCUCUGGUGGACUUCAAAUCCCAGCUUUACCGUCAUCACUGUUCAGUUUUCUUCGAAGGUACGGAUGAGGAGAAAUCUUCUAUGAGCAACUCCGUGCUGUCUGCCUAGGAAUCCUUCAGUGGUAUGGGACACUCCUCAAGUGAGCCAAAUGCCCGUUCUUUCUCCCUUCCUUGAACUCCAGGUCCUGUGCUGUGUCUGUACUCAGCCAUGUGUGUUUUGUCUGCUGUCUGUCUUCUGAGGCUUAGCAUCUGUCAGGGCUGGGGUUGGUUCAGCCCUUGGUACUCCAGAUGUGGUUCCAGGCUCCCUUGUGGGAGCUGGACCGGUCUGGGUUUAAUCUCCCACAAUAAAGAUAAACCCCACGGACCUCACUGCUACUGCUGCCUCCAUUAACGCUGUGCUCACACAUUGUCUGGGAUUUUAAGGAUGUCAAACUGCUGUAGAUGACUCAAUAAAUGUCUUAUCGUUUUUC
Molecule: messenger RNA, 6799 nt
Organism: Mus musculus (house mouse)
Lineage: Eukaryota; Metazoa; Chordata; Mammalia; Rodentia; Muridae
Gene: Adcyap1r1
Product: adenylate cyclase activating polypeptide 1 receptor 1
Exons: 18
Coding region: 948-2519 (523 amino acids)
Biological process (GO): G protein-coupled receptor signaling pathway; cell surface receptor signaling pathway
Cellular component (GO): plasma membrane; membrane
Molecular function (GO): G protein-coupled receptor activity; transmembrane signaling receptor activity; vasoactive intestinal polypeptide receptor activity
Source: RefSeq, a predicted model, not a curated record